Acanthosepion pharaonis is the source of this 2577-nucleotide messenger RNA. Lineage: Eukaryota; Metazoa; Mollusca; Cephalopoda; Sepiida; Sepiidae. The record is from the annotation of a GenBank genome assembly.
AUGUCUUUCUGUCUUUCACUCUUUCUUUCUUUUUUUAUAUGCUUGUCUUUCUUUCUUUCGUCAUUUCUUCCUUUGUUUCUUUCUAUUUUUGUGGAUGUCUUUCUUUCAUUAUUUCUUUCUUUCUUUCUUUCUUUCUUUUGUUGUCUGUAUCUUCUUUCUUUCGCUCUUUUUUCACUCUUUUUUUCUGUAUCUCUUUCUUUCUUUUCUUUCUUUGUUUUUCCGCUCUUUCUUUCUUCCUUUUUUCCUCUCUUUUUAUUCCUUGUGUCUUUUUUCUUUCUUUUCUCUAUGUCUUUCUUUCUUUCACACUUUCUUUUUUUUUCUGUAUGCUUUUCUUUCUUUCUUUCGCACUUACUUUCUCGCUUUCUUUAUUCCAUUCCGGGAUUCCUGACUCUGGUCUCCUUAUUAUUUCUUUUUUUUUCUUUCUUUUUUUUUUCCUUUCUUUCUUUUCUUUUUCCUUCUUUCUUUCUUUUUUCUUUCUUUCUUUUUUUUUUCUUUCUUUCUUUUUUUUUUUUUCUUUCUUUCUUUCUUUCUUUUUCCUUCUUUCUUUCUUUCUUUCUUUUUCCUUCUUUCUUUCUUUUUUUCCAUUCCUUUCUUUCUUUCUUUUUUCCUUUUCAUUUCUUUUUUCUUUUUUCUUUGAGUCCUUUUUUCUUUUUCUUUUAUUUCUUUUUUCUUUUCUUUCUUUUUUCUUUCUUUCUUUCUUUCUUUCUUUCGUUCUGGCUUAUUAACUCCUUUUCUGUUUCUUUCUUUUAUUAUCCUUUGUUUGUUUGUUUCUUUCUUUCUUUCUUUAAUUUCUUAUUUUUUCUUUCUUUCUUCCUUUCUUAUUUCUUUCUUCCUGCCUUUCUUUCUUUCUUUCUUUCGUUCGUUCCCCCUUUAAGAUUUUAUUACAUUCUUUCUUUCGCUCUUUCUUUCUUUCGUUUUCUUUCUUUCUUUCUUUCUUUCUUUCUUUCUUUCUUUCUUUCUUUCUUUCCCGCAUUUCCUCUUUCUUUCUUUCUUUCUUUCUUUUUCUUUUCUUUCCUUUUUCUUUUUAUUUCUCGUAUUUCUUUCUUUCUUUCUUUCUUUCUUUCUCUCUUUCUUUCUUUCUUUUCUGUCUCACUCAUUUCUUUUUUUCUUCUCGUAAGCCGCAUUUCCUCUUUCUUUUUUCUUUCUUUUCUUUCUUUUCUUUUCUUUCUUUCUUUUUUUUUUUUUCUUUUUCUUUUCUUUCUUUCUUUCUUUCUUUUCUGUCUCACUCAUUUCUUUUUUUCUUCUCGUAAGCCGCAUUUCCUCUUUCUUUCUUUCUUUCUUUCUUUCUUUCUUUUCUGUCUUACUCAUUUCUUUUUUUCUUCUCGUAAGCCGCAUUUCCUCUUUCUUUCUUUCUUUCUUUUUUCUGUCUCCUCAUUUUUUUUUUUCUUUUCCUUUUUCUUUUCUUUCUUUCUUUCUUUCUUUCUUUCUUUCUUUUCUGUCUCUUUUCUUUUUUUUUUCUCGUUUCAUUUCUUUUUUUUCUUUCUUUCUUUCUUUCUUUCUUUCUCUCUUUCUUUCUUUCUUUUCUGUCUCACUCAUUUCUUUUUUUCUUCUCGUAAGCCGCAUUUCCUCUUUCUUUCUUUCUUUCUUUCUUUCUUUCUUUCUUUCUUUCUUUCUUUCUUUCUUUCUUUCCCGGACACGCUCAUUAUCACUCAUUCAUUUAUUACAUACUUUGUAUCACAUUUCUUAUUUCAAUUUCUAUCUUUCUUUCUUUCUUUCUUUCUUUCUUUCAUUCCUUCAAUCAUACUUUCUUUCUGUUAUGCAUCAGGCAUUUCCUGUUUCUCUUUUCUUUCUAUCUUUCUUUCUUUCUCUUUAUUCUUUAUUUCACUUUUCUUCUUUCUUUCUUUUUAUGCUUUAUUUCGCUUUUCUUCUUUCUUUCUUUCUUUUUAUGCUAUAUUUCUCUUUUCUUCUUUCUUUCUUUCUUUCAUUUUAUGCUAUAUUUCAUUUUUCUUCUUUCUUUCUUUCUUUUUAUGCUAUAUUUCAUUUUUCUUCUUUCUUUCUUUCUUUCUUUCUUUUUAUGCUAUAUUUCAUUUUUCUUCUUUCUUUCUUUCUUUCUUUCUUUUUAUGCUAUAUUUCAUUUUUCUUCUUUCUUUCUUUAUUUUUAUGCUUUAUUUCACUUUUCUUCUUUCUGCUUUUCUUCUUUCUUUCUUUACUUCAGUUAUAACGCAUUUCCUGUUUCUCUUUCUCUUUUCUUUCUUUUUUCUAUCUUUCUUUAUUCUGCUUUCUUUCACUUUUCUUCUUUCUUUCUUUCUUAUUUUUUCUCCACCUUUACUUUCUCUUUGUUUCUUCUGUUCCCUUUCCUAUCGCCCUACACUCCACCCCAAUCACUUCGCAAGUCACCACACACCACCGUCACCAUUAAACAAAGACAACACCUACCUAUUCUUCCGUAACCGCGUCCUCGCGCUCGGAUCCCCGAGAAAAAGGACCGUUGUGCACAAGGACGGCAUUUUAUCGAGUGUAAUUGCUUGGUCAUGUGACGUUCACGCUCGCGAGAUUCUCGUUCGACGUAAUUCGAUAUGGAAGCGAAAGGCGAGUGAUUUAAUAUGGCGGAAGAAGAAACUGAAAGAAUGUGUUUGA